Pelobates cultripes (western spadefoot toad) is the source of this 1096-nucleotide messenger RNA. The record is from the annotation of a GenBank genome assembly. NCBI's taxonomy places the organism in Eukaryota, Metazoa, Chordata, Amphibia, Anura, Pelobatidae.
AUGACAGAACCAUCACCACUGGGUUCAUUCAGAACCCUAGACUUCCGGUUCUGGUUCACUCACCUGAGCCUUCGUUCCCAUGCUGUCUCCUUCAAGCCAAAUUCUCCUGGCAAGAAAGACUACUCCAUCCCACGGCCAUGUCUGUCCAGCCCAAAAGGAAUACCCAACUUGCAGACCCAGCUCCUCGACGUUCAACCUACCUUGAUGCAGCCGCUGUUUCCAACCACACGCUCUGCUCUACUCCUCGUUCCUGUUGGAGCCUGCCGGAAGUACCAGGCUGACCUCUUACCUUACCGCUGCUUCCAGGUUACGUUCUCCACAAACUGUGAGUUUUUCCCGAAAGGGUCCAUACGUACAUUACGUUUGGCUGCCACAUGGCUCACAUUCUUGAGAACAUACGCAUUUGUGUCCUUGUUCGUCACAAUACAAUCCAUACAUUUCUGUUCUAUGUUUUAUGUUCACGUUUGGUGGCAUUCGUUUGUAUAAUUUAACCAAACACGGUCUAGAUGGCUCACUUACGACCCCACAGGCCAAACUUCUUUAUGCAUUUUAUUUGAGAAAUGCAUCCUAGGUUGACUGUUAUUUUAGAAAUACAUUAGAAUAAAUGUAUUGUAUACAUGUAUCGUAAAAGAGUAUCUCACGUAUAGGAAAAUUGGUUACGUCCUUUUAGGCAUAAAAAUUUAAUUUAUCCAGUCUAUCUGUUAUUAAUACUGUAUGCACAUUAACCGCUGUUGGUUACUAGUCAGGGCAUCACCAAGUCACACCCUCUUAUAUUGGGUCUUGUUACAGUCACUGGGAGGGCAACAUUUCCACCACAUCAUUCAGUGACCUGCGCCAACUCAGCCCUUCUCAUAGAUAGAGCCUCUCCCUCACCUCUUGGCACUAGCAGGACCUCAUCUUCCUUGUAGUCUAGGUCAUUUUUCACCUCAGGCUUAGCAAGAUCCAGUUGACACAUGCACUCACUCAUAACUAGUCCUCAUCUUUACCCAUGUUUAAGUUCUUAGUGUGUCUCAAGCCCCGGACAAGACAAGGAACUCGCUAUACCAGAGACCCCAGCCAGGCCUUCCACCCUGUCCAGUCCAAGCACCCCUACUGA